CUCGGGGGAAGAAAAAAAUGGAAAAUGUCAGUCGCUCGAUAGCGCUGUGAUGUCGAGAGUAUGCAGCUGGUUGUUGAGGUCAUCAUCCGGGUCCUUUUUCGUCGUUUCGACAUUUCUAAUUUUGCAAUCAGUUCGCAAAGAAACUUUAUUUUAUGUUUUCUCCGUCUUGCAUUUAUAUAAUGAUCUUUAAACUUUAAUCGUGUACAGUGUAUAUAUUACCUCGAAACAAAAAGUCCUGUAAAUAUACUUCGGUAACUCCUUUAUAAACGUUAGGCUUAACAGUGAUGGCCAUGAUACCACAAUCUACGGAAUCAAAUUUGACAAACAGACGAUACAGCUAUAAAGAAGAAGAUGGAAGUCAAAGUGAACAUACGGAAGAAAUGGAAAGCAGACCAUCCUCAAGAAGUUCAGGAAGAAGUCGAAGUACACCUCCUCUUCCAAUGUAUCAGUACACUAAGGAAGAAUUACUCAAACUAGCAAAACAUCCACAUUCUAAAAAAAGACCAAAUUGUUUAGACCCUGUAUAUAAUAACACAACUGGGAAAUGGGAUCCUGAAUGCUGGUUUGUUAGCAAAAGAAGUAAGGAAACUCUUCAACCAGAAGAAUCAAGAUAUAAAAAAGAAAGAUUGGAAAUUGAUGUUGGAGUCAAUCAUAAACGUCGAAUUCCAGAUCCAAAAGAACGUGUCAAGGAAGAGCGAGAUGACAUAGUGCUCAGUCCACAGCGAAGAAGUUUUGGAACUGGUUGCCAUGUCAUACAGCAUUCGUCCUUGAGUCGCUGUUCUAGUAGCCCUACUGAUGCCAGAGAUACCGAAAGCACUACACAUCGGGAGACAAGUCGAAAAAUUGGAAGUGGGCGCAUUAUCAAUCGUGAGAGAGAUCCACGUGAAUGGGAACGUGAGCAUAGAGAAUAUGGAUAUAACAACAGGGGAAGUGAUAGGAGGGAACGAUUUGAACAAGAUGAUGGCGAUAAGGAAGGAAGAAGGUAUUCAAGUCGUUAUGGACGAAUAAAUGAUCGUGGAGAUAGAAGGACAACUCGUCGGAAUGAUAGAAUUGAAGAAGAAGCGGAACCAGAGUGGUUUAGUAGUGGACCAACUAGCCAGUCAGAAACAAUUGAAUUGGUUGGAUUUGAUGAUGUUGCACAUGAUCACGAAACAAAAAAAUCAGGCAAGAAAUCAUCUAAUAAGAAAAAAGAAGUUUUUCGAAAACAGAAUUAUUCUGAAGAAGGAGAAAGAACAAAUGGUGUUACGAACUUUUCUUCACAAAAAACUGAGUCAAUUGCACCAGAGGAAAAAGAAAAAGAUACUGAAAAACCAGUGUCUCCAGAGUCUUCCCAAAAUAUUGAAGAAACAUCUGUACAAAAAUCAAAUGAUGAAUUUGAUUUGAAUGAGAUUUUCAAGUUAGAUUGGUUUCCUGAUCUCCUUCCAAAUGGCACACCUCCUGAUAGAUCUGGACAAGAGAUUGGAAGCAGUCGUUUCAGUCAGUGGUUUAAAAGAGAUAGUCCAGUUCAAUUACAAGGAUCUAAUAAUGAUAGUCGCAGAUCUUCCUUGCAAGAUGAACUUGUAGCUCAUGUAUUAAAUGGUAUUGGGGAAUUACAGUUAAUGGUGCAGUCUCCACCUCCAUCAUCUAAUAAUGAAAAUUACUUCAGCCCAAUUAGUCCAAUAGCACAAACUUCCCCCUUACCUUUAUCAUCAAAUAUUUCGCAACAAGGAAAAAGUGACGGUGAAAAAAAUAUCCUCGAAAUUCUUCAAAAUGCCAAUAUAAAUAUAGAUCCACUUUUAAAUGGGGAUGAUUACAAAAAAGAACCAGUUACAUUGGAAGGUAAAGUGAAAAGUGUGGAAGAAUUAGAAGCUGAUUUGAAACAACUUGUUUUGGGUAAUAACAAAUCUGAAGAAGAUAAAACAGCAUUUAACAAAUUGUUUAGGCAUAUAUCUGAAAAUCCUCCCUCACCUCCUUCAACAAUAACAAUGGGGCCAUUGGACAAAUCAAAAGUGUUACAGGAAGAAGACCUUUUACAAAAUUUUCUUGGUAGAGUUUCCCCUACAUCUUCAUUACAUUUGCAACAGACUGAAUCUGAUCUGACAAUGCCCAUGCGAUGUCCACCAUCUCUACCUAUGUCUCUUCAUAACUCCAAUUUAUUAAAUUUUUUACAAGACAAUGAUAAAUCAUCACAGUUACCCACUAAAGAUUCUUUUGCAGGAUACGGCAGACAACAACAAGAUCUUCCAUCUUUAUUUAAUUUGCGUCAACAGCAACAGCAACAACAUGCAGCCCAUAAUCAGAAUUUUAGAAUUGAUGUACUAGCCAAACUAUUAGGAAAUCAAAACUCUGCUACUCAAAGACCCAAUGUAAUAAGUCCAAAUUCACUAUCUGUUAAUAACCAAUGUCAUAAUACAAAUACUAACUUCAAUAAUAGAAAUGAUCAACAGACAAUGAAUGCUUUGAUGCAUCAACAACAGAGAGAGAUAUUGGCAUUUUUAAUGAAGCAACAACAGCAGCAGCAACAGCAACAGCAGCAGCAACAACAUCAGUCUAAUUCAUUAAUGUCCCAAGUACCUAUAAUUCAACAAAGGCCUGCAUCAUCUCAAGAAGUAACUAUGACUCAAACUUUGGGAAUUCCUUCUUCGAAUAAUGUCUUGAGUCCAUGUCAGUCACCACUUCCCCAAGAUAAUGUUGGACCCAGUGUUGGAGGCCAAGGUCGCAUUCCUUCUCCAUUAGUAUUUGGACAGCAACCUCCAGCUUUAAGUCAUGCACCAGCUCCUAUCCAUCCUGCUCAGUUAGCACAAGCGUUGGCAAGAAAUGCAAAUUCAAACUCAAACAAUCUUCAAGUUCAGAAUCCAUUAGGUGUUUUGCCUCGUGUUCCCUCUCCACAGGAAUUAGCAGUUCAUACUCAAUCCAUUCUUCAACAGGCUUUAAUAAAAAGGAAAUUAGAGGAACAGAAGGAAAAAUUUCGUAAACAAGAAGCACAAAGAGAUCGCUCUCCUAACAUUAAUUCUUCAGUCAAAACAUCAAAUUCAAUGUCUCCUGCCAAGGGAUUGAGUCCAACUAUGGCUGCUUUUACUCCAACAUCAGUUAUGCGAAAAAUGCAUUCUGAAAGGCAAGAAAAGGAUAAAUCUGACACUUCAUCAAUUUGUGACAAAAUGCCAGAUUCUCCCGAUAGCAAAACUUCAAUUGAAUCAAACAAUGAUAGUCUUCAAAUAAAUGGAAAUGGAAACAAUCUUCCACUAGUAUCAACAGAAGGAAAUGGUAUAUCAAUUGCUUCUAACCAUUAUACCAUUACAGAAUUAUCUCGUGGAAUUUCCAGCACAAUUCCUACAGCUGGUAAUACAAAUAUAGGUCCUAGAGCAUUCCAUAGUGGACAAUCUUCCUUGAACCAAAACCGAUCACAGGGACAGAUUGGAAUUCCAAGUCAAGGUCGUCCAAUAGUAAAAGGUGGUAACCAAAAUAUGAAUUCUAGUGAUCAUUUCAACAGAACACUCUCAGGGAAUAAGGGAUUAGUUCAUAAUAAGCAGUUUUUGGGAGGUACUCCACAAGCUAAUCACUUAUUGCGCCCUGACAUUAAUAUGGGAUUAGCUAAAUUAAUGGAACAUCGUCUUAUGCAGCAACAACAACAAGCUCUAGCUGCACAGCGUCAGAUGAAUACAUCACCAAUGCCACCAAUGACUAUACCUCCGGCUGCAGCAUUUGGCUUAGGUCCUCCCCGUACACCAGGUAUAACACCUCAUGCUGCUAAUCUAGUGCAACCUGGAGGAAUAAAUUUAACACCAACUGUUGGAGCUACUAGUCUGAAUCUACCUUUGCUCCGUACAAUGAUGCAAACCAAUCCAGCUCUGAGAGCUCAAGCUAAUUCGCUCACUCAGUUAACACAAUUGGGACAAUUAGCCGCACUGCAACAACAGCUGCAACGUGAUCCUCGUCAGUUACAGGCUUUAGCUCAAGCUCGUGGUUUGCAUCCUGUAACUCUUCAGCAACUUUUACUUAAUGCCCAAUCACAAGGUAAUUCAUCCAAUUCUCAGGCAACCAAUUUUCGGUCACAGGGAAUUGCCGGUAACACAAUUAAUAUUAUGGGUGGACGUAAUGUGGAAAACAGCUUAUUAGGAACUGCUAACAUGAGAUCACAACUAGCUCCCGGUCAACCAUCUCUGAAUCGACAGUCUCCGGUCAACCUGUCAAAAUGGUUUGGAAAUGAUGUUUUGAAACAGAAGAUGCCCGACAUGCCUCCGGUUCCACAUCAGAAUGCGCUUUUGGUUGAAGAGGUUGAACGUCAACAUCAGACAACAGUUGUACACAAUUAAAUCUUGAUUCAAAUGAACUGUUGGUUAAUAUAGUAUCCCCAUCAACUAUUAAUAGCACAUACAGUGAAGAAAAAACCAUGGCCUCUCACAAUCUUAAUCUUCUGUUUUGUCCCGUUCAGUACGUUUGUGAUAAGUAUCGAUGUCCAUAAUGUGAGUAUAGUUGGCGAUAUUUAGCCCUUUGUCUGCUUUUUGUGUGGAAGCCUUACCAUUUAAGGUCGCUCGACCUUCUACAGUGUAAACUGUGAUACGUGUUGUUCUUCCCUAUUUUCCUAAGACUGUGGAGUACCUAUUUCACAGAUUUAUCAGUGGAAACAACUAUAAUAUUUGGGCAGAAUUUGUGUCCAAUUACAUAAAAAUAUCUAGUGUAUUUUAUAUGUUUUUCUCCCCUCGCUUGUUUGUGAUUUCAAGUUUGAAGUCACUUAUAAAAAUGAAUAUAGGGUGAUGAUUUUACCCUCGUUGAAUUUAUCAGUGUAAAGAUUUGUGUUCACGGUUUGUCAGUCUCUAUAACAUUGAAAAAGAAUUGAGAGAACUUCUCGACUGUCUGUCCAUUGUCUCCGAACUAAAUGUUCCUAAAGUAGUGUGCCUAAAUUUUUGUCAAUGUAUCUGUCUACCAUGUGAAUUUUUUGUGUAUUUUUGUUGUUAUGUAUAUUUUUUUUAAGUUUAAGUAAGGGUUGAAUGUGUUUUUGUUUUGUUUUUUUUUUUUGUUUGUUUUACUUUGGUAAAUUUCUAAUUGUAUAAAGAUUAUUCAUCUAUCAUAGCAGACAGACUUUCUGUAGACAAGCUAAUAAUUGUAAAUGCAAAUGUUUAAAUGUUAAAAAAUAAAAGUGCAUUAAAAAUUAAAAAUAGUAGAAAACUUUGACAUUUUUUCUUUUUUUUUUUAUUUCUAUUAAAAAAUAAUAAUAAGUAAAUAAUGAGUGGCAACUAUUAGCUUGUCUGUAGAAAAUCAUAUAUAUCAAUGGAUCUGUGCCGAAAAAAUCACAUAGUUUAUUUGUCAUUAGGCAUAAGUGGUAGUUUACCCGUAUUGUGUCACUUAGCCUUCUGUAGCACUUUGGUCUGCUAGAUAGGUAUUAUAGCAUUGAAACAGCACAUAACAAGAAUAUUUGUUGUGUGAUAUCUAUUAUAGCUGUUUCUGUGAAGGCAGCAUAUUAAUUGUCAUGGAACAUAUGGUACUAUUAUAUUCAUAUUUCUGCAUUUGUGUGAGUUUGGUAAUUACAGUUGUUGACAGUGUAGUGUUUAGAAAAACAGUUAUAUUUCACUCAAAUGAUGCGUGCAUUUGUAGCUAUAUUGAACAUAGAAGAAUUAGAUCAGAUCCUAUCUCCAGGAUUCAUAUUAAACUGUGCAAAAAAUAUAUUAUAAAUAUAAAUUCAUAUAUAAAUAUAUAUAUACAUUAUAUAUAUAUCUAUAUAUAUAUGUAUAUUGCCACAUAACAGUCCAAACUACAAGUGUUCUUUCUGCCUGUUUCACCGCACAAAGCAUUAAGAUUUGAAAUGUUACUUCUUGUGUACUUUAAUUAGGACAGUGGCACUAAAUGUAAAAUAGCUAAUUAGAUAUAUUAUAUUAAUAUUUGGCAUUGGUUAUAAUUACUUUCCUAUAUUUUUCAUCUCUCAUUGAUUGCAAGAAGAGUGUGGAAGUAGAAAAAUGUGUUUUAGCAUGUCUGGUGCAGCAGCAUUUAAAUUCCAGAAGUUUGUCUUUCCCGAUUAGAUGGCAGAACAAACAUCACCAAUGUACAUAUUUGUCAAAACUGUAUACAAUCAAUGUUUCGCUGGAGAAGUUGUGCCAAGUGCUUGUGUUUUUCUUGCAAUAUAUCUCUUAAACAUUUAUCUUUGAAAAAUAUAUAUAUAUAAAAAAACAAAAAAACCAAAUAAUAAUAAUAAUUAAUAAUUGUCUGAUUUAAUCUCUGAAUUUCACUGUCGGUGAAAUAAGUUGAAAAAAAUAUAUAUUAAAAAAAAGGUGUACAGUAAUACUUCUGCGUACAGGCAGAAGAAAUGUUUACAAAGUAGUCAGUUCACAGAUAGUGUUUAUAGAUAUUUUCAUUUGUUCUUCCUUCAGUGAUUAUGCCGUUUUUUGCAUGUAGCAUUUGUCAUGCAGAAAUAAUCGUUCUGCACAAGAGACCUGGCAUACUUUGAAAAUAAGAAGAUUUCUUUUCUUUGUUUCAUCACGAAAGAUAAAUUGGACCAAAGUAACGAAAACUUCUAAGAAAAAAAAUUUGUCUAUUGUGAUAUCUAACAGUCAAAUGUCAUGAUUUUAAAGAAACAAAAUAUCUGGGGAUGUUCUUCCUUGCUGAGGAUUAAUAUACAUUCGUAUUGAUGAUUUUAUUUAGAAAUUUAUUGUGAAAUUGUCUCACUUAAUGUGUUUCUUAUAAAAAAAAAUUUUUUUGUCAUUUUUCCAAAUAUUAACCCUAUAAAUUACUGUUUUUAAAAUUGAAAUUUACUUUGUUACGUGCCUGAUCUUUAUCUAACAGAAAUAACUUUUUUUUUCGGAAGUUGUAAAUUAUCCAGCACAAAGGAAUUUUUUCUUUGCUUAAUUUGAUUACUCAAUUAAGCAGUAUUAUAUGUGAUUUCAUGCAAUAAUCUUUGUUCAUAAAAUAUAUAUAUAAGUGAUGCUUAUAAUAAGCUUUUUCAAAUUUGUGAGCUUUAAAAAAAGAAAACAAAAACUUUUUGGUGCAGUUUCACAAUUUGUGUGUGGUGCGUAAUUAUUUUUCUCUUCUUUUUUUUCUCCUCGGAAUUCACUUCCUUACCACUCAAUAAAGAGCAUGCAUCUCAGCAUCAAAUUUAUUUGUGCUUUUAUUAUAACGUAAAUGUCAGAUAACUUUGAAUUAAAUGGAUAUUGAAAUAUUGUGCCGAGCCACAAGACGGAUUGAUCUUGUAAGGGGGGAAACUGAAAAAAAAAAUAUAUAUACAACUUUUAGAAUUGUCUCGUUCAUGAAAAAUAUUUCAAUAUUAUAUGUUAUCGUUUAACCUGGUUGCAAUUGAAUAAAUUAUCACUUUAAAUAUUUAAAAA
This is a messenger RNA of Centruroides sculpturatus (bark scorpion), 7292 nucleotides long. Its product is annotated as eukaryotic translation initiation factor 4E transporter-like. The transcript is spliced from 21 exons. NCBI's taxonomy places the organism in Eukaryota, Metazoa, Arthropoda, Arachnida, Scorpiones, Buthidae. The record is from RefSeq and is a predicted model, not a curated record. Gene Ontology annotation, cellular component: nucleus; cytoplasm. The coding region runs from base 285 to 4292 and encodes 1335 amino acids. Gene Ontology annotation, molecular function: mRNA binding. Gene Ontology annotation, biological process: negative regulation of translation.